AUGACGGAUGCCCAGGAGUUCGUCAGAAAAUGCAAAAAAUGUCAGGAGAAUGCCAACUUCUACAAAGCACCACCCGAAGAACUCAACUUGAUGAUGGCCCCCCGACCUUUCGCCCAAUGGGGAGUCGACCUCCUAGGACCGUUCCCACCUGGGCCGGGGCAAGUGAAAUACUUGAUAGUAGCCAUAGACUACUACACUAAAUGGGUAGAAGCAGAAUCAUUGGCUAGCAUAUCUUCAGCAAAUUGCCAAAAAUUCUUGUGGAGGCAAGUGGUCACCAGGUUCGGAAUCCCAGCAACCGUCAUAUCGGACAACGGGACACAAUUCACCGACAAAAAGUUCAAAGGAUUCCUAGCAGGACUGGGAAUCAAGCAAAGAUUCUCCUCAGUCGAACACUCCCAAACCAACGGCCAGUCAGAGGCAGCCAACAAAGUUAUCCAAAUAGGACUAAAGAAGCGACUUGAGGGAAAAAAAAGGCUCAUGGGCAGACGAGCUAGCUUCAGUCCUAUGGUCUUAAAGGACCACUCCCCAAUCAUCCACGGACGAAACCCCCUUCCGACUCACAUACGAGAUCGACGCAGUCAUCCCAGUCGAAGUCGGGGAACCGAGUCCAAGGUUACUCCUCGGAGGAGGAAACAAAGCAAUCGAAAAAGAUCUGGUCAACGAGACAAGGCAAAUGGCGCAUCUAACAGAAACAGCAAUAAAGCAAAGGAUAGCCCUAAGGUACAAUGA
Messenger RNA from Arachis ipaensis, 729 nucleotides. NCBI's taxonomy places the organism in Eukaryota, Viridiplantae, Streptophyta, Magnoliopsida, Fabales, Fabaceae. The record is from RefSeq and is a predicted model, not a curated record.